Molecule: messenger RNA, 1786 nt
Organism: Prosopis cineraria
Lineage: Eukaryota; Viridiplantae; Streptophyta; Magnoliopsida; Fabales; Fabaceae
Product: protein NRT1/ PTR FAMILY 5.4-like
Exons: 5
Coding region: 21-1691 (556 amino acids)
Biological process (GO): oligopeptide transport; transmembrane transport
Cellular component (GO): membrane
Molecular function (GO): transmembrane transporter activity
Source: RefSeq, a predicted model, not a curated record
CACCGUCUCCGUCGUCUCCAAUGGCGGAAAACACCAAUCGUUACCCUUUCCUCGUCAAACAUCCUUCCGCCGGCGAGGGAGGCUGGCAUGCAGCCAUCUUCAUCAUCUGGGUUGAAUUCGCAGAGAGAUUCGCGUACUCUGGUUUGUCCGGAAACCUGAUAAUGUACCUGACGAAUGCUCUUCAUGAGACCAAUACGACGGCGGCGAAGAACGUCAACACUUGGACUGGCGUUUCGUCGCUUUUUCCUCUGCUCGGUGGCUUCAUCGCCGACUCAUAUCUCGGUCGUUUCUACACCAUUGUCGCUGCGUCUCUCAUCUAUCUCGUCGGCAUAAUACUUCUGAUGUUGUCGGUCUCUGUACUCAAGAACGCGACUCUGUUUUUCGUUGCCCUUUAUAUACUAUCCGUCGGCGACGGUGGCUACCUGCCGUGUGUACAAACUUUCGCCGCCAAUCAGUUCGACGAUGACUCGCCGGAAGAGAAAAAUGCCAAGAGCUCAUUCUUCAACUGGUGGUAUUUAAGCACUGUUGCUGGUUCACUUUUAGCUACUUUCCUUGUUAUAUAUAUACAGGACAAUGUUGGAUGGGCUAUGGGCCUGGGGUUACCAGCUAUUGUGUUGGUGUUUGCCCUAGCAACGUUCUUGCUGGGCAUUAAAAGAUACAGAAAAGAAGGCCCAACUGGAAGCCCAUUCACAAGGAUAGCCCAAGUUUUUGUGGCUGCGAUUCGGAAAUGGCGCGUGGACUCCACACAUGAUCCUCACAAUUAUUGGUCUGCUGAAGAAGAGCAUAAUGAUGAGUCCCAUCUUCAAAGUAAACAAGAGUCUGAAUCUUUAGCCAGCACCAAUGAAUUCAGAUUUUUGGAGAAGGCAAUGAUCAUUGACGACUUGGAUGCCUCAAGCAAAGCCAAAAAUCCAUGGAGACUAUGUUCAGUGACUCAAGUAGAAGAAGUCAAGCUAGUUCUUCGCCUUAUCCCGAUAUGGCUGAGUUGUUUAAUGUUCUUUGUUGUCACUGCUCAACUCCACACAUUCAUGAUCAAGCAAGGCAGCACAAUGGUUCGUUCAAUCGGACCACACUUCCAAAUCCCUCCUGCAACAAUUCAAGGCCUCGUAGGAGUCAUCAUCCUCAUCUCAGUCCCCAUCUAUGACGGAGUUUUCGUUCCCUUUGCCAGAAAAAUCACCGGACACCCAUCUGGUAUCACAGUGUUGCAGAGAAUCGGAAUAGGCCUGUUCUUGUCUAUACUAAACAUGAUCGUCUCAGCUUUAGUAGAAGCCAAAAGGGUCAGUGUUGCUACAGAGAAUCAUCUUCUUGACAAUCCCGAAGCUGUAUUGCCAAUGAGCAUUUGGUGGAUGUUCCCUCAGUAUAUCAUCUAUGGUGCUUCUGAUGCACUGACUGUCGUAGGGUUACAAGAAUUGUUCUAUGAUCAAGUGCCAGAGACGAUGAGAAGUCUCGGAGCUGCUACAUAUUUAAGCUUGGUAGGUGUUGGAAGCUUUGCAAGUAAUGUUGUUAUUGAGAUUGUGGAAGAAAUUAGCUCAAAAUCUGGUGAGAAAUGGCUAGGGGAAAAUUUAAACAGGGCACAUCUGGACUCCUUUUAUUUGGUUUUGGCUGGCUUGAGUGUUGUUAAUUUCUGUGUUUAUAUUUGGUUAGCUAAGAGUUUCGUGUACAAGAAGAUAAAUGUGACUCAUCAAUACUUCUGAUCAUCAAGGUUCUAGCUAGUGUUAACAUGUAUUUUUGUCAAUUAAUGUAGCGCGUGAGAAUAUUAAUUGAAGUGAAAUGAAGUUCGUCAGUAUAU